CAACCGCGGUUAAACGCCGAAGAUAAUGAUGAUGAUGAUGAUGAAGAAGAAGAACGGAAGCGCGAUUGCGCACGCAUCUCCGACUUGAAACAUGGUUGGCAUUUAUCAACAUCGUUUGCCUAAAUCGAUCUCUUACAAAUGCCAAAUUGGGCCAAUAUCAACGUUUGCCAUAGUGUGAGAACUUGAAAUAAACGGAUUAUUUAUUGCACAUUGGCUAGCUAGAAAAUUGUAACAUUUACUUAAUCACACCGAAUAAAUACUGGGCUGGACAAGAUGGUCAGCUGCAAUUUUCAGGAGCAGUUUGUAUCCAUAAUGGAGGUAUUAGCUAAAGCAGCUGUAGCAGAAAUAAACAACCGUGUAGAUGAUAGCUGUGCAGUUAUACGUUUGGAAAUUACCCAAAGCCAGCGAGAUAUUGAUGUACUGAAAAGGAAGUGUCAAAUGAUGGAGAGCGAGCUGAAGAAGACGCGCAGACGAAAGGGUUUUUACCCCAUGGCAUCAGAGAGAACUUCAUAUCCAGUCAAGAUUGUUUCGAACAAGCAGAGGAGUACCUCACAGUGGAGAGACAGAGAGAUGGCUGUUGAAGGGGACUCUCAACCCCAGCCUACAGAUGUGGAGCAGAGAGGGGAGACUGAACCCAUACUGAUCAAAGAUGAGGAGACAGCAGAGGACGUGUGGAAGACUGACCCUCAGGAAGAGCUCAGGGUCACUGGAGAGGAGUCUGGUUCCAAGCCUGGGAAACCACUAUCUUUUGAGCAACGGCACUGUGAUGAGGACUUUAUCACACAACCCAACAUAUCUCCUGAAGACUCAGUGGAACAUUACCCCAAUUCUGAUCGUUCAGAGGAACCAGGCACACCCCAGCUCGCAUCUACAGAGGUGUUCAGCACAGAGCAACACCGGCCAGCCGAGGACAAAGACUCACUAGAGCUAGUGAUGGUGAAGGAUGAGAAAGAGGAGGCGCUGGAUCAGACCACGGCCCUGGCAGGACCUGACCAGUUUGUUAUGGAUGAGACUGAUGGGCAGCUGUGGACCUCUGUGGAUCCAGGCAGAGACGCUGACCCUGAUGGCCACCCAGAUUUCUCCUUUCAUGCAACAGAAGAGUACUCUCAGAAUAUCUCAAUUUUCCCAUCUCAUAGUGGGCUGCCAUCCGUUCCUAAAAUGACAGAUGAUGUAGGGCCAUCGCUUCACUCUUCUUUAUGGAAACCACAUGCUAACAUGUUCAGUGUAGCAAAACACAUGACAAGACAUGUCAGGACAUUGGCUGAUGAGACUAGACAACAGAUGCCAGAGGGAGAGAGCAGCGAGAGGCUGAACUCAAAUAAUGAAGGAAAUAGUUCAGCUCUACAGCCAAGGCAGCAUCAAUACGGGGCUUCUUCGGAAUCAACAGUGAGAUUGAGUGAAUGCAUGACAGGGUCAAACAUUGCCACCACCUCCACCUUCUCUGGAUACAGCCUGAGUCGCAGUAGUUUUAACAUGGUGAAGAGAAUGAGGACUCAGUGGAGGUCGGGCGGCCCCACCGAGAGGCGUUUCAGCUGCACCUUCUGUGGGAAGAGCUUCCCACGUUUCUGGCAGCUCAAAGAACACCUCCGGAGUCACACCGGAGAGAAACCGUACACCUGCGAACAGUGUGGCAGGAGUUUCACCAAGCAGUGCAACCUGAUCAGACAUGCUGUGGUCCACAGUGGGGAGAAGCCCUACAAGUGCACACAGUGUGGGAAAUGCUUCACCCAGCGCUCCAGCAUGAAGUCACAUCAGAGAACUCACAUAGGAGAGAGUCCAGUGUCUCAAUAUGUGGCACCCGCAUACCCUGGGGAUCCACACACAAGUUUUAUGUUAUCUCAGACCAGAUGGAACAAAUAGGAACAUAAUUGCAUUCUUUUUCGGCAACACUUUCGAUGUGAAAAGUAGCUCAAUCAACACUACUCGCUAUCUUCUUCUACACUCCCCUGUGUAUUUAUUUGGACAGUGAAGCUAAAACUUUUAAUUUGGCUCUAUACUCUAGGAUUUUGGAUUUGAGAUCAAAUGUUUUAUAUGAGGCGACAGUGCAGAAUGUCAUCUUUUAUUUGAGUGUUUUAAUACAUCUGUUUUACCGUUUAGAAAUGAAAGCACUGUAUGUAUCUAGUUCCCGCAUUUGAAGGUGUCUUAAGUAUUUAGACAAUUUCACUUAUAGUGUAUAGAAAUGUCUAACAUUUAGUAUUUGGCCCCAUAUUCUUAGCACGCAAUGACUACAUCAAGCUUGUGACUCUACAAACUUGUUGGAUGCAUUUGCAGUUAGUUUUGGUUGUGUUCUGGAUUAUGUUGUGUCAUUUUGGAGUCACUUAUUGUAAAUAAGAAUAUAAUUUGUUUCUGAACCCUUCUACAUUGUGAACAAUACCAUGACUACGGAUAAUCAUUAAUUCAUCUUGAAUAAUGAUGAGUGAGAAAGUUACAGAAAGA
Coregonus clupeaformis (lake whitefish) is the source of this 2436-nucleotide messenger RNA. Its product is annotated as zinc finger and SCAN domain-containing protein 2-like. Gene Ontology annotation, biological process: regulation of transcription by RNA polymerase II. The transcript has 4 exons. The coding region runs from base 274 to 1860 and encodes 528 amino acids. NCBI's taxonomy places the organism in Eukaryota, Metazoa, Chordata, Actinopteri, Salmoniformes, Salmonidae. The record is from RefSeq and is a predicted model, not a curated record. Gene Ontology annotation, molecular function: RNA polymerase II cis-regulatory region sequence-specific DNA binding; DNA-binding transcription factor activity, RNA polymerase II-specific.